CAAGCCAUGUGAGUGAAAAGCACGAGGUCCACACGGCAGUGUAGUUACAACACAAUACACAUACAAGGAAUAUACAAGCUGUGUAAUACAGUGGACACUACAGUACACACUCCACAAUACAUGCUGUACAAUAAACGCUAUACAAUACACUACAAAGACACUGGUCAUUUUGCGAUAAAUGCUGUGCAGGUGUAUGCUUUGCAUAAAUUGUACAUAAAGGUCUAAUAAUUAAAGUAAUAAAUCAUCUAAACUACAUAGUCAACAUGGGAAUGUGCAUGGUUGCAUGAUGGGAUCAGUAACAUUUGUGUUGACAUCUGUGGAGUUCAGCAGCCUGGUGGAACAUACUGUCUUUGAUCCAACUGAUCCGAGCUUUUGGUACUGCGGCUACCCAAAGGGAGAAGAGGGAGUGGCUCAGGUGACUGGAGUCUUGGAUCUUUUUCCUCAGCCUGCUCAGGUAGUGUGCUGCAUAAAUAAUCUGGAUGGAGGGAAGCUCAAUCCCUGUGAUCUUCUGGGCACUGAACACUAUACUCUGCAAUGUUUUGCAGUUGAGGGCAGUGCAGCUCCCAUACCAGGCUGUGACGCAUUAUACAUUCCUGCACUCCUGAACUACACAUCCUACAAAAGUUUACAUUCUGGCAGAAUUUUCUGGUUGGUAUUGCAGUCUCCCACCUGACGCAUCCAGACUACACCUUCUGCCUUUUAAAAGCCCGAUAGUACUCUACUACAAAACGCGCCAGAAGGGUCGCCUCAUUAUACUGUCUCUCCUCUGCCUACUAAUAAUAAACUUCUGAGAAACCUUAUAUAGAAAAAGCAUGUUGCACAAUGCGUAUUAAGCUGUUUAAAUAUAUUAUCAAUUGUGUAAUCCAAUUAUGCAAGUAAGCUAGUUCAGUCAAGUAAACUGUAUUUUGUACAUGUAACUGUAGUAAAAGUGUGUCGUCAUCAAAGCUCUUCAAAGAAUACGCAUCUGUUUCUCUUUGCUUAGAGAUCGUUAGAUAGCUGUGAGCAGCGAAAUACCGCAAAAUCACGCAUAUAGUCGUAUUCGUAUUUAAAGCGCGGAUGACUUGGCCCGUGAAUAGCUAAAGCGCGCACUUCCUGAAGUGUUUAAAUACCGCAAAUGAGUUCUUCCAAUGUCCUCCCAUCUCAAUAAGAUCGGUUUCUUUUCAUCCUUGUUUGCGAGAGAGAGAGAGAGAGAGCGAGCGCAGCUUUAUACGCCUGUGAACGGGGAUUGUCUGUCACUGUUGGAGAAUACACUAAAUAUAAUGGAGGAAGUCGCUCAUUUUACUGAAGGGGAAUUCUAUCAGGUCCAUUUUGAUUCCAGGGCAUAUAUCGACAGCUUUUAUUCUUGUCCACGAGGCCACGAAGAAGAAGAGAAUUUUCUUUCUUUCGUCUUAGCAUGUCUAAGCCGGACAUUUUCAACAGGUAAAUACAAAGGCCAAAGACUCAUUGAAGUCGGCAGCGGACCAACAAUUCACAGUAUAAUAAGUGCUUGCGAGUACUUCCAGGAGAUUGUACUAUCAGAUUUUGCUGACAACAAUCGCAAAGAAAUUGUGAAAUGGUUGAAAAACGAAGAAGGGUGUUUCGAUUGGAAUCCCAUCAUCCAACACGUAUGUGCAAUCGAGGGGAAAAGAAACCAUUCCACUAGGCCAUUCGAUGUGGAAGUGAACUUAAGACAGCGGGUGAAGCAAGUGCUGAAAUGUGAUGUCCGCUUGGAAAAUCCUUUCCAUCCUCACAACAUCGAUCCAGCCGAGUGCGUGAUAACGUCUCUUUGUCUUGAAGCAGCAUGCAAAGACUUGGAGACCUACAGAAAGGCACUUCGUGGAGUAGCGACACUGGUGCGCCCCGGUGGAAUUCUUGUGAUGGUUGGCGUUUUAGGUCAGACUUUCUACUACGUCAAUGAAAAACGCUUCUCCUGCCUAAUCCUAAGUAAGACAAACAUUGAAAGUAUAUUGGAAAACUUAGGUUUUACCAUCCAUGAAUUCAACAUACUUCCAGCGCAAGAUCGGAAGAAGAUCGUAUCUGAUUUUCAAGCUGUUUUUCAUCUUGUUGCCCUGAAAUCCGCUACGUACACAUGUGAUGGGUAACGUUUCAAGGAAACUUUCAAAAAAUGUGUACUUUUUUUCCCCCUCGAUUUCCAAGUUACUUUUUCAAAUUAUUAAUUUGAUCUUAUUUUGUGUUAAAGGGAGAAGGUGUUUCACUUUGAACAAAAAAAUCCAGAUGAAGCACAUUUAUAAUUAAGAUGAUUAGUGUUUCCAAACCAGGUUUCAUCGCAAAUCAUCUGAUGACUGGAAACAUAAGGUUUGAGUUUGGUCUGUUAGAGGCAGGGUGCAAUAGACCUGUUUGGCCUUAAUAUUAAUUUACUUGUUUAAUAAUUUCCUACUCUGUAUUUACUGACGUCCUAUGAAAUACUGUGCUUUAGAACAAAGAUCACUUUUUGAGGCAUAUCUCUUUAAAACUGGUCUACUUGCAACUAUAGCUCAAACCAUCAUUACCGUGAAAAACAUUUUGUGACAGUAAAGUAAUGGGCCUUUUCAGUGAGUAUCUAUGACUGAGCACCUACAGUUUACAACAGCACAAUAACAAUGCAGUUCUAACCUUGCACCCCUGCUGUGGAAUAUCCCUUUUUUCACCACCUUCUUGCAUCACCAGUAGUCUGAAUCGAAGCCCUUUGAAAACCAGAGGUCUGAAAAUGAGUCCUCAGUGAGUUGUACAACAAUUUCACCACAUUGUGUACUCAUCAGUCUCAGUGGUCUGGACAGUAGGACAUCAUGCCCGCCACCCAAAAAUGGCAACAGUGUGGUUAGUUUUUGGAGAGCUGUUCUCUUGCUUAAAAGACAAAAGAUGCCUGAUAUUCUGUACAUGCAAUAAAGUCUAAAAUAUGAGAAACUGUGUGUUCUAUUUUCUGACCAAGGACAGUUCAAAUUAAACCAUUUAUGCUGUGUAAUA
Molecule: messenger RNA, 2943 nt
Organism: Electrophorus electricus (electric eel)
Lineage: Eukaryota; Metazoa; Chordata; Actinopteri; Gymnotiformes; Gymnotidae
Source: RefSeq, a predicted model, not a curated record